This is a messenger RNA of Carya illinoinensis, 913 nucleotides long. RefSeq lists its product as uncharacterized. Lineage: Eukaryota; Viridiplantae; Streptophyta; Magnoliopsida; Fagales; Juglandaceae. The record is from RefSeq and is a predicted model, not a curated record. The transcript is spliced from 2 exons. Bases 11 to 646 code for a protein of 211 amino acids.
UAUAAUAUUCAUGCCUGCAUUUAUUUAUAUACCGAAUUUGUCAACCAGCUUCAAUCCCUCACCAGCCUCUCUCUCUAUCUCUCUGUCUCUAGCUCUCUCCACCACAGUCGUGUGUUUUCUAUCAAAGAGAGAGAGAAAAGCAAAGAAAACGGCACCAACAAUGGGAGGUGUGAUCUCUGCAAGCACGUACAAGAGGUUGAGAGGAUACUGGAAGAGGAGAGGCUACGAGAGGUUAAGUGGGUCGACUGGCCAGAGGCGGAGGACGCGAGCGGAGCAACUGGGUUCCUCCCGGGGAAGAUCGCGGUUCUGGCGGAUCAAGGUCACGCCCAAGCUUCGAGUCCUGAGAGUGCCUUCGCCCAAGAGUUUCUUCGUGCGUCUUCGAGACUUGUACGUCAACCUGAUGCUCAGAUUCGCCAACUCGCCACUGUGCAGUGCCGGCGCCGGGUACGGCGGGGCCGUUUCGUGGGACGGGAUCGGUGGAAUUCCGGGACGUUCGCUCAAAGAGUACGACGAGAAGGUGAUCGUCGAGAUAUACAAAUCCAUGGUUAUGGCGCAGGGCCUGGUGCCUCUCGAUGCUGCAAAACUUUUCUCGCAGCGGUUUGUCGAGCACGUACGUAGAAGGCAUGGUCGAAAAUUGCAUCAAUAGGAACUUUGGACUGUUGACCAUAUAUAUGAAAUUAUGAUGUGUGUGUGUGUGUGUGUGAGAGAGAGAGAGAGAGAGAGAGGCCAAUUUAUACUUGACCAACGGAAGAAAGUGUUGGAAAAGUCGGUGGUUUAAAUACUAAGAAUAGUCAACUUGUUGUAAAAAUUAAAGCUAAAACAUAAAAGAAAUUAAGAAUAUUAUAAUAUGUUAUUAAUUUGUAGAAGGUGAGUUUAACAAAUAAUAAUAAUAUUAAUGCCGUAUAUAAAUAUA